AUGAAAUAUGGAAAGCGAUUUGUGAGGCUAACAAUGGAAUUGCCAAUUCAGCCAAUAGAAUACCCUAGUCAAUAG
Molecule: messenger RNA, 75 nt
Organism: Blumeria graminis f. sp. triticale
Lineage: Eukaryota; Fungi; Ascomycota; Leotiomycetes; Helotiales; Erysiphaceae
Source: the annotation of a GenBank genome assembly